AUGGAGAUGGGACACAUUCUUGCUGAUAACAUAAGAAUGAGUGGACUGUGUCAGACCAAGGCCUUUUCUCCAACAGUGACCAGAGAUGGAUAUCGAGGAAAAAGUAGGAGGGGUUAUGAAUACAGCCGGAGUGGGAACCCUACCCGGAAUUGCCUGGAGAAGGCUGUGGCAGCGCUAGAUGGAGCUAAAUACUGUUUAGCUUAUGCUUCUGGCUUAGCUGCUACUUUGAAUAUUACUCACCUGUUAAAGGCAGGGGACACGAUUAUCUGCAUGGAUGACGUCUAUGGAGGGACAAACAGAUACUUCAGGAAAGUAGCCAUGAAAAUGGGUUUGAAUGUAGUUUUUGUUGACUGCGCAAAAAUGGAAUGCCUGGAAGCUGCAAUUACACCAGAGACCAAGCUCGUUUGGAUUGAAACGCCCACAAACCCCACACUGAAGGUCAUUGACAUUCAGGCCUGUGCAGAUGUAGUACAUAAGCAUAAAGAUGUUCUUCUAGUGGUAGACAACACUUUUAUGUCUGCAUAUUUCCAGCGUCCUUUAUCUCUGGGGGCUGAUAUUUGUAUGUAUUCUGCAACCAAAUAUAUGAAUGGGCAUAGUGAUGUUGUAAUGGGACUUGUUUCAGUAAACUGUGAUGAUCUCUACGAAAGGCUGAAAUUCUUACAAAACUCUCUUGGAGCUGUUCCAUCUGCCUUUGACUGUUACUUGUGCAAUCGUGGUUUGAAGACACUACAAAUCCGGAUGAAACAACAUUUCCACAAUGCAUUAGCUGUUGCUCGAUUUCUUGAGUCAGAUUCCCGGGUGGAGAAAGUCAUUUUCCCAGGCUUGCCUUCACACCCUCAGCAUGAGUUGAUCAAGCGGCAGUGUACGGGCUGUCCUGGGAUGGUAACCUUUUACAUUAAAGGAAAUCUCAAACAUGCUGCUACCUUUCUCGAGAAUUUAAAGGUUUUUGCACUGGCUGAGAGUCUGGGAGGAUAUGAAAGCCUAGCAGAGCAUCCGGCCAUCAUGACUCACUCUUCAGUGCCUAAAGAAGACAGAGAAGCUCUUGGAAUCAGUGAUACAUUAGUUCGCCUGUCAGUUGGUUUGGAAGAUGAAGAAGACUUACUGGAAGACCUAGACCAAGCUCUGAAAGCUGCGUUUGCAGACCAUAAGGCUUGACGUUUAAAACCAGAACUUGGAAUUGAACAUUGAAAUGGCUAAAGAAGGUGACACAGAAAGCCAAAUUGCUAAUGAUUUUCCUUUGAUUUGCCUUUGAGAAUUGAAAUCUGUUCAAUCCAACGCUGGAUUCCUGGGGCACACAGUCUGUGCUCUCCUGUGGGUCCAUUUCUGUUGUAUUGUAAUCCUUUGGCUUUGGAUUUAUGGAGUAAAUAAGUUGUUUUUGAGAACAGCCAUGAUGCACACUCAGGAAUAUUAUCCCGGUUCUCUCAGUGGAGAUUAGUGUUUCUCAUUUGCCAUGCUAGUGCUGCAAGGGUGUUAGGUCAAAAGGGUUGGUUUCUGUUCCUGCUCCUCAGGAUGCACAAUUAAUUUUUCUCAUAUCUUCUAAUCCAACAGUCCAACGUAAAAACUGUUGAUUUAACUUAGAUUUUUUUUUUUUUUAAUUAGGUUGGAAAUGUGGUUAAAUGCUUUUUCACCUCUUGAUAUUUUAUGGAGUAUUGACAAUGAAGCAAAAUCCAAUACCUGGUAAACAAUAGUAACUUUCUAAAGAGGAUUCUUUCCUUUUUUUAAAAGAAUCAUGUAAUGUUAAUUGUGGUAAUGAUUUGGUUUAUAUUUGGAAUGCGACUCAUUUUAAUUAAAAUAUGCUUUGAAUUUC
Aptenodytes forsteri (emperor penguin) is the source of this 1807-nucleotide messenger RNA. It is a transcript of the gene CTH, whose product is annotated as cystathionine gamma-lyase. Gene Ontology annotation, molecular function: pyridoxal phosphate binding; cystathionine gamma-lyase activity. The coding region runs from base 1 to 1155 and encodes 384 amino acids. The record is from RefSeq and is a predicted model, not a curated record. The transcript is spliced from 12 exons. Gene Ontology annotation, cellular component: cytoplasm. Gene Ontology annotation, biological process: transsulfuration. NCBI's taxonomy places the organism in Eukaryota, Metazoa, Chordata, Aves, Sphenisciformes, Spheniscidae.